GGCAUUCGUGCGCGCGCGCUGCCGAAACAGCACGUUCUAUUCUCAAAUUAUGAACCCAUUUUUCUGACACGUAAAAUGUACCGUGAAAAUUUAAAAAUGACAACAUAUCCACCCAGUUCUUAACACUCAUCUGACAGUAUCUGACCAUUUUUUUUAAUAUCUGACAAGUUUUAAACGCAUCUGAUACGAUUGUAGAGACGAAAGUGUAUUGAGUUUGCGUUUUCAGUUAGCGCUUAGAUGAGUUUCGAAAGUGACUGUGACAUUUCUGUAAGCAGUUUCAGUGGUGACUAUUGACUUGUGAACCCAGUGAAGUGCCAGUGGGAUUUGUUAAAGGCUUUACACACCAAAGAGGUUUAAGAUGAAUCAGAAAUGCAAAGUGUGCGGCGAGCCAGCAGCCGGCUUCCACUUCGGCGCCUUCACGUGCGAGGGAUGCAAGUCAUUCUUCGGGCGCUCCUACAACAACCUGAACUCCAUCACCGAGUGCAAGAACAACGGGGAGUGCGUCAUCAACAAAAAGAACCGCACGGCGUGCAAAGCGUGUCGACUGCGCAAAUGCCUCAUGGUGGGCAUGUCCAAAUCCGGCUCCAGAUACGGAAGACGAUCCAACUGGUUCAAGAUACACUGCCUUCUGCAAGAACAGCAACAAGCCGCCCAGGCGCACUCUCCCCCUAGAGUACCGCAGUCGCCGCACUUAGCGCCGCCUUUUCCACCUCACCUCUUCCCUGGACUGGCGCGACCGAGAACCAAAGAGGAACUCGCUCUGUUAGGCCUCGACGAUUACAAAGCACCCUGCUCAGGAUCCCCGGACUCUCAACGAAGCGGCUCAUCCCCUAAACUAGACGAAAAAGCUCGCAUCACUCACCGACCGCCUGACCGCCCUCUGACGCCACCCAGAGACUCCUUCCUCCCUUUACCUUUAGCCUUGCCGCACUUUCCACACUCACCGUUUCUCCAUCCGCAGCACUUCAACCCGUUCCCGCCGAAUCACCACCUCCUCUUCCCGCCAGGGUUCCACCCGAUAUACUCCAGACAUCUAUUAGACCACGCCGCACUCAGACAAGUGGCUGAAAAUAACAACGACGUGAGAAUCGACGACAAUAACACGGAAUCAUCGAAGCGCUUCUUUUUGGAUGAGAUUCUUAAGCAGCAACGAUCUGCGCAGCCUACGCCGCAAGAAGAUGUGAUAUCUGAAGCAGAAUUUGUACCCACUCCGCCGGCGGAAAGGAGAACGUCGGAGUCACCUCUGCAAGAGAAUCCAAUGGAUCUAUCCGUCAAAUCUGACGGAAGAUCGAGUUCGGCGCGACGGCGGUCCGACGACAGCGAGGUGAUCGCCCCGGACAACGAUGACCCAGAAUCCGGGAGUGACCGAGCGUCCGCCAGUGAAGAAGAAGAUUUAUCGUACUCCCAAAUAAAGAGGAUCAAACUCCACCCUUUAGAUCUGACAACCAAAGUCUGAUGCCAUUUACAGAAAGCGCUGCAACAGCGCUAUUAUGACCAUAAACUUUUGACACCACGUCGAAGGCCAGUAAGUCGGAUGGUGGUUAUGAAAUAAGACGUAGAUUCGGGAAGUCAGUGUUGUUAUCGAUUGAAUAAAGAGUCUAUCCAAAUACGUAUCUUAAGUAGUUAGUUAAUGAAAUGUUAUUGGUACUUAAACCCCGGUUGAAGGAUGUACAAAUUGUCUGUAAAUACUAAAUUAUUUGUAUUGUAAGAUUUAGGUUACUUAGCUGGUUUUAGUUAAAAUAAAUGGACCAAUUUUUGCAUCCAGUUUUUAGCGGAAAAAAGUAUCUAAUAUAACUGCGUAUAUUUUUGUAUUAUUUUAAUAUAAUUUAUUCAAUUUAGUAGAAUUUUGCUCGAAGUGUCGUUUGCCGUUUGAUGGUUUAAAAUGUUAACGUCGAGUGAUUUGUGAAAAUUGUUACUAUUUAUGUAUUGUAGUACUUCAGUAAAUAUGUAUACUUUUGAUACGAAACAUUCCUUUUACGUGAGAAGUUAAUAAAUAUUUUUUAUAUACUCUGGAAACUUAUACAUUCCUAAGAUAUUGCUCAAUUUAUAUAUUAUGGAUAUCAUAUAAAAAUAUACUACUUUUUACUAUACUCUUUACUCCUUAUGUACUCAAUGUAGUAAAAUUUAGUCGACCACAUACUCAUAUAUGUAAUAUUUUGUGAGAAAUGUUUUGUAAAUACUAUAAUGUAAGUAGCAUGGUUUUUUUUUCAUGAAACGGAUUUAAUGAAUGCAUUCCAAUUUUCACGGAAGACGUACAAAAUAAAAUAUUCACGCACUCGA
Messenger RNA from Bicyclus anynana (squinting bush brown), 2280 nucleotides. Its product is annotated as knirps-related protein-like. Lineage: Eukaryota; Metazoa; Arthropoda; Insecta; Lepidoptera; Nymphalidae. The record is from RefSeq and is a predicted model, not a curated record. The coding region runs from base 359 to 1456 and encodes 365 amino acids. The transcript is spliced from 3 exons. Gene Ontology annotation, biological process: regulation of DNA-templated transcription. Gene Ontology annotation, molecular function: DNA-binding transcription factor activity; sequence-specific DNA binding; zinc ion binding.